Molecule: messenger RNA, 722 nt
Organism: Myotis davidii
Lineage: Eukaryota; Metazoa; Chordata; Mammalia; Chiroptera; Vespertilionidae
Product: parathymosin-like
Exons: 1
Biological process (GO): positive regulation of transcription by RNA polymerase II; negative regulation of apoptotic process
Cellular component (GO): nucleus
Molecular function (GO): histone binding
Source: RefSeq, a predicted model, not a curated record
GGUUCUGGCCUCAGCCACCUUCCGCCGUCCAGUGCCCCUCUGUCCCCACCCCGGGACCCUGGCUCCCCGCCAGCCUCGGCCCGGCACCAUGCCGGAGAAGAGCGUGGAGGCAGCGGCCGAGUUGAGCACCAAGGACCUGAAGGAGAAGAAAGAGAAGGUGGAGAAGGCGAGCCAGAAAGAGUGAAAGAAAGAAGUGGUGGAGGAGGAGGAGAAUGGAGCUGAGGAGGAAGAAGAAAUCGCUGAGGACAGAGAGGAGGAUGAAGGAGAAGAUGAGGAAGAAGAAGAUGACGACAAGGGGACCGCGCUGAAGAGAGCUGCUGAAGAGGAGGAUGAAGCUGAUCCCAAGCGGCAUAAGACAGAAAAUGGGGCAUCGGCAUGAGCCCCCUGCCAAUGGGCUGGGGAAAGAGGCCCCUCAAGGCCUGGAGAUGGGGGCAGGAACAGUUCAGUGCAGCCACUCUUCACCUGACUCCUUGCUCUAGCCCUGCAUCAGAGCUGCCACCCUCUUUCUCCCCAGCCUUCUCAUGUCCACCUUUUCAGACACUGCCCUUCCAUUCUCACUUGCCAUUGUUCCACCUCCUGACCUGUCCCAUCUGAGCUCCCCAGCUGGUCCCCAAUUGCCCCCUUUCCCUCUUUUUUCUCUCUUCCUCCCUUGCUCCUACCCCUCCUCUGAUAGCUUCUCCUUCGGAACCUCUGCAUCCUAGCCUUCUGUCCUGUCCAUCCCU